CCACACGCCAGGCCUCCAGUUCGCCUUCCCAGCCCGGUACGUCCUGUGCCGGCUCCCCGCACUCGCCCCGAAGAGCGUGUCACCACUCCUUUGCAACAUGUGCCGGCUCCAUGCACCAGGCCUACAGUGCGCCUUCCCAGCCUGGUACGUCCUGUGCCAUCUCCCCACACCAGGGCUCCAGUGCGCCUCCACAGCCCGGUACGUCCAGUGCCGGCACCCCGCACUCGGUGUACAGUCCGGAGUCUCCAGCGACGGUCUACGGUCCGGAGCCUCCACAGACGGUCCACGGUCCGGAGACUCCAGUGACGGUCUACAGCCCGGAACCUCCAGCAACGGUUCACAGUCCAGAGAUUCCAGCGACGGUUCACAGUCCAGAGCUUCCAGCGACUGUUCACAGUCCAGAGCAUCCAGCGACGGUUCACGGUCCACAGCUUCCAGUGACGGUCCACGGUCCACUGUUUCCAGUGACGGUCCACGGCCCGGAGCUUCCUGCGUCGGUGCCAUGGCCGGAUCCUUCCUCUGCGCCGGUGCUCAGUUCGGGCACGGCGUCCAGUCCCGCUCCACGGCCGGAGCAUUCCUCUGCACCGGUGCUCAGUUCGGGCACGGCGUCCAGUCCCGCUCCACGGCCGGAGCAUUCCUCUGCGCCGGUGCUCAGUUCGGGCACGGCGUCCAGUCCCGCUCCACGGCCGGAGCCUUCCUCUGCGCCGGUGCUCAGUUCGUGCACGGCGUCCAGUCCCGCUCAUGGCCGGAGCAUUCCUCUGCGCCGGUGCUCAGUUCGGGCACGGCGUCCAGUCCCGCUCCACGGCCGGAGCCUUCCUCUGCGCAGGUGCUCAGUUCGUGCACGGCGUCCAGUCCCGCUCAUGGCCGGAGCCUUCCUCUGCGCCGGUGCUCAGUUCGGGCACGGCGUCCAGUCCCGCUCCAUGGCCGGAGCCUUCCUAUGCGCUGGUGCACAGUGUUUCCCUGACACCAACUCAGUCAGUGCUCAACUGCUAGAUGAACUUAAUGCACUCCUCCAAGGAGGAACAACCAUCCCUGGUGCAAGAAAGGUUGAGAAACACUGUUACACCACACAGGACAUGUGUUCACUCCGUGGUGGAAAAAGUACCAAAUUGUCACACUUGAGUAAAUGUAAAAUACCUUCAUAGAAAAUGACUCAAUAAAAGUGAAAGUCACCCAGCAAAGUACUACUUGAGUAAAAGUCUAAGUAUUUGGCUUUAAAUAUCCUGUAAAUGUAAUUGCAAAAAUAUACUGAAGUAUCAAAAGUAUGAAUAAUGUCCUAUUCCUUAUAUUAAGCAAACCAGACAGCACCAUUUUAUUUUCUUACAUUUUUAAAAGAUUGUGUCCAACAAUCAGACAUAAUUUCCAAAUGAAGCAUUUGUGUUUAGUGAGUCUUCCAGAUCAGAGGCAGUAGGGAUGACUAGGGAUGUUAUCUUGUUAAGUGUGUGAAUUGGACCAUUUUCCUGUCCAGCUAAGCAUUCAAAAUGUAAUGAGUACAUUUGGGGAAAAGUAUGGAGUAAAAAAUAUUUUCUUGUUAUCAAAAAUAUAAAUAGUAAAAUACAGAUACCCCAAAACAUUACACCACUGUGUUGACUGUGAGCGUUCUAAUUUUAUAUAACUAGGCAAGUCAGUUAAGAACAAAUUCUUAUUUACAAUGACCUAGGAACAGUGGAUGAACUGCCUUGUUCAGGGGCAGAAUGCGAGGAAUCAAUCUAGCAACCUUUCGGUUACUGACCCAAUGCUCUAACCACCGGUAGCCACCUGCAGCCCUGAUGUGGAAAUACAUUUAUUCCCCAAAAAAUCAAGUUGUGUUUUAAUAGACCUUUUGUUUGUGAACUGAAUAAAUGUUGAGGGCCACAGAAAAUGUUACGGCAGGUCAGAUAUGUUCCCCUGGAUGCUAUUGUUAAUGAAGGGAUGAUGCCUCUAUAUGUUUGCCUGGUUCCAUUCUGUAUAUGCUCUGUAGACACCUCUUCUGUCAUUGCACUGCUAUCAUUGUGUGGCCAGCGACCUUUCAGUUACUGGGCCAACGCUCUGACCUCAAGGCUACCUGGUGUCAGAGAAGGCUACUUUGUUGUUUUUUGUUUAUGCAACAUAUGAUGUAAUGUAUAAUAACUGAUUCCAAUAAUGUAUCGAUGUCAUGAAUUAUAGAUGACGCCAAUAGAAAAUGUGUUUGACUGUGAUUUUUGUUUGUUGAUUGGUUCACUGUGGAGUGACACUUUAAUAACUGUUUCUAACUAACUUUAACUCUAAAUGAGACAUUUGGAAUGGCAAAGGAGAAACACAGAGAGGAGUUGACUACACACCACAAACAGACUGGACCAUCUUUAUGCCACUACAGGGCAAUACCAUAAUGACUAUCAUAAAUACUAUGUCAUAAAGAGAAUGUAUACCCCCAGAAACAGGAUAGUACUGUCAGCUGCAUUUGUGUUCUGAACAUGUAUUCAUUUAGGUGAAAAAGCAAUUAUUUUUUAUAAAAAGCAAUUAAAAGGAAUUGCUUGUUUGUUUUCAACCUAUUUUCAAUAAAGUAGCCUAUUCUAUAUAGAAAGAAUUCACAUAGAGAUAAUCCUUUUUUUAAAUCCAAUGAAAACAAACAUUCUAGAGAGAGAGAGAGAUAAAGAGAGGUGUGCAUGACCUCAUUCUGGACCUCCUUUCUCAUGAUCUAAUACUUUUUAAACAUUCUGGACCUCAUUUCACAUUAUCUACCUCUUUUUGUUUAAAGCACAACAAACUAAGUGAGUAUGUGCAGCGGCCCACUGAAAGACAUGUUAGAACACUGUAUAUUGGGAAGGCUUUUUAAAUGGGGAACUGUAGCACAAUGUUUCUUUCUGUAGCUUCGUCUUUUAAUUACAUGUAUUUGUGUG
This is a messenger RNA of Oncorhynchus keta (chum salmon), 2858 nucleotides long. RefSeq lists its product as uncharacterized. The transcript is spliced from 2 exons. Bases 98 to 964 code for a protein of 288 amino acids. Lineage: Eukaryota; Metazoa; Chordata; Actinopteri; Salmoniformes; Salmonidae. The record is from RefSeq and is a predicted model, not a curated record.